Molecule: messenger RNA, 2025 nt
Organism: Knipowitschia caucasica
Lineage: Eukaryota; Metazoa; Chordata; Actinopteri; Gobiiformes; Gobiidae
Source: the annotation of a GenBank genome assembly
AUGAGACCGAGCCCUCCUCCCUGCAGCACUAGUACUUCUCACAGUACUCCUCACAGUACUUCUCACAGUACUUCUCACAGUACUCCUCACAGUACUUCUCACAGUACUCCCAGCAGCAGUAUCAGCAGUAUCCAGGCGCAGAGGCAGCGGUGGGAGCAGAGGUGCAUCAGGACGUCCACAGAGCUGCUGCAGACAGAGAGAACCUACUGUGCUCAGCUGAGGCUCGUCACCACGUACUUUGUGGAGCUCCUGGAGGCUAAAGGAACUCUGAAAGCAGACGUGAGAAAGAAGGUCUUCAGCUCCAGCCGAGAGAUACACAACCUGAACCAGUCUCUGCUGGUUCAUUUGGAGAAUGGGUUUUUGAGCCGAGGUUUUGAUCAGUUCUGUUCAGAACUUCAUCACUACAAGCAGUAUGCAGAUGACUUCUACGACUCCCAGAGGGCGCUACGGACGCAGGUGAAAAAGAGCAAAGCGUUUCGUCGCUUUAAGAAGCUUCAAGAAGGUCGUGUGGAGUUUAAUGAACUGAAGCUGGAAGACCUACUGGAACUACCCCUGACCAGGGCUAUACAGUACCAUGUGUUCUUGGAGGAGCUGACCUCUAACACCAGCCCACAGCACCAGGACUUCACUGCGCUCUCACGAGUGGUUGUGUUGCUGUCCGACCUCAGCCUCAGGAUCAGAGAGAACAGUCGACGUGAAGAGAACUUACUUUAUCUGCAGAACAUCCAGAGAGUCCUGAGACCAAAGACCAGGAUCAUCCAACCAGGUGAGAGCAGAGACCAGGUGAGAGCAGAGACCAGGUGGAGGAGCAGAGACCAGGUGGAGGAGCAGAGACCAGGUGGAGGAGCAGAGACCAGGUGGAGGAGCAGAGACCAGGUGGAGAAGCAGAGACCAGGUGGAGGAGCAGAGACCAGGUGGAGGAGCAGAGACCAGGUGGAGGAGCAGAGACCAGGUGGAGGAGCAGAGACCAGGUGGAGGAGCAGAGACCAGGUGGAGGAGCAGAGACCAGGUGGAGGAGCAGAGACCAGGUGGAGGAGGAGCAGAGACCAGGUGGAGGAGCAGAGACCAGGUGGAGGAGCAGAGACCAGGUGGAGGAGCAGAGACCAGGUGGAGGAGCAGAGACCAGGUGGAGGAGCAGAGACCGGGUGGAGGAGCAGAGACCGGGUGGAGGAGCAGAGACCGGGUGGAGGAGCAGAGACCGGGUGGAGGAGCAGAGACCGGGUGGAGGAGCAGAGACCGGGUGGAGGAGCAGAGACCGGGUGGAGGAGCAGAGACCGGGUGGAGGAGCAGAGACCGGGUGGAGGAGCAGAGACCGGGUGGAGGAGCAGAGACCGGGUGGAGGAGCAGAGACCGGGUGGAGGAGCAGAGACCGGGUGGAGGAGCAGAGACCGGGUGGAGGAGCAGAGACCGGGUGGAGGAGCAGAGACCGGGUGGAGGAGCAGAGACCGGGUGGAGGAGCAGAGACCGGGUGGAGGAGCAGAGACCGGGUGGAGGAGCAGAGACCGGGUGGAGGAGCAGAGACCAGGUGGAGGAGCAGAGACCAGGUGGAGGAGCAGAGACCAGGUGGAGGAGCAGAGACCAGGUGGAGGAGCAGAGACCGGAGGCUCCGAGGGCAAACUGCAGCUGUUCUUCCUCAUGUCGGACGUGUUGCUGCAGACGCGUCGCUCUAGCGCCCUCUCUCUGUCCGGUGGUGACCACCUGGAACUGCAGCGAGUCUUCCCCCUCAAGGACUGUGGUCUGGAGAAGGUCUUCGGCCACAAAGGAGGGGAGGGGGGCCUUCUGAGUCUCUCGUUUCCUGACACCAAACUGUUGCUGAUGUCAUGUGACCAGAGCGACUUCAACCAUUGGUUCAGGGCCCUCAGCUCCGCCCUCCGGGACCUUCAGCCCAAAGAUCCUGUGCUCCAGUGUGAGAGCAGCGCCCCCUGCAGGAAGAGACAUGCGACUCCUGCAGCUGACAGCAGCAGUGACACCAAGAGGAGGAAGGAGGACACUGCAGCUCGCGCCUCCUCCUGUGUCCUCCUCUGA